GAUUGGGAUCGGGAUCCCGUGGGAAGCUGGGAUGAAGCGGGGAGGUUGGGGAGGAGGACGCGGCUGCGGGUCCCGGGAUUCGGCGGCGUUCCCGCCUUUCCGGAAUUCCCGUUCCCGUGUUUCCGGAAUGUUUUUCCUUCCUCUUCCCGCGCUCCCGGUGCAGCGCAGUUCACGGGGCCCCCGCAGAAGCCUCCGAGACUCGGGGCUCAGCCCAUCCAGCCGGCUCCCACGGCCGACCUGGACCGCACGGACGAUCCGGUUUACGGGAAUGUCACGGAUCUGGUCCGGGCCGUGCUGCAGCUGAAGAACGAGAUCAGCCUGGUGCCUCCCGAGGGAUACAUCCUGGUGGUCAAGAACAUCGGCCUCUCCCUACGGAAGCUGAUCGGGAGCGUCGACGACGUCCUCCCCGACCUCCCGUCCUCUUCCCGCACCGAGAUCGAGGGCACCCAGAAGCUGCUCAACAAGGACCUGGCCAACCUCAUCGGCAAGAUGCGCCUGGCGCAGCAGAACUCCGGCACUUCCCUGAGCUCGGAAUUCCGGCGGCAGAUGCUGACGGCUUCCCACGCCCUGGCCGUGGACGCCAAGAAUCUCCUGGACGCCGUGGACCAGGCCAAGCUCCAGGCCAACCUGGCCAAGCCGCGCCCGGAAUGAGCCGCCGGAUCCGGGAGCGCUCCGGGAAUUCGGCGUGGAAUUCCACACCCACCCUCCCUUUUUUCCC
This is a messenger RNA of Hirundo rustica (Barn swallow), 718 nucleotides long. RefSeq names its product protein-tyrosine kinase 2-beta-like. The record is from RefSeq and is a predicted model, not a curated record. The annotation marks the transcript as partial. The transcript has 4 exons. Lineage: Eukaryota; Metazoa; Chordata; Aves; Passeriformes; Hirundinidae. Gene Ontology annotation, cellular component: focal adhesion. Gene Ontology annotation, biological process: protein phosphorylation; signal complex assembly. Gene Ontology annotation, molecular function: protein tyrosine kinase activity.